Messenger RNA from Limulus polyphemus (Atlantic horseshoe crab), 2673 nucleotides. RefSeq names its product peptidyl-glycine alpha-amidating monooxygenase-like. Gene Ontology annotation, biological process: peptide metabolic process. Lineage: Eukaryota; Metazoa; Arthropoda; Merostomata; Xiphosura; Limulidae. Gene Ontology annotation, molecular function: oxidoreductase activity, acting on paired donors, with incorporation or reduction of molecular oxygen, reduced ascorbate as one donor, and incorporation of one atom of oxygen; copper ion binding; protein binding. The record is from RefSeq and is a predicted model, not a curated record. The transcript is spliced from 22 exons. The coding region runs from base 100 to 2580 and encodes 826 amino acids. Gene Ontology annotation, cellular component: extracellular region; membrane.
GUUUUCUUUAGGUGGUGUACUAUUUGGUGAUUGUGUGUUACGGUUUGUAUAUAAUAAUACAGUAAUAGUUAUACAACAUUAACAGCCGGCAAUUUGCAGAUGUGUGUGAAUAUACUAAAGAUGACUCAUUUCUUUAUAAUUACAAUCUUUGUGUAUAUGAACUAUCAGUACAUCAAAGCAGAGAGAACUACAAAUUUGUAUCAUACUGUGGAUUUGAAAAUGCCUGAUGUUCAACCACUGAUGAUGGAUGACUACAUUUGUACAGCAAUGGAGCUUAAUUUUGGAACAGAAUAUAUUGUUGAAUAUGAGCCACAUGCAGAAGCUUCCAGAAGUCAUCACAUGUUGUUGUUUGGAUGUUUAGACAUGAAUGAAAAUAGGCUAUACCCUAGAACAUGGAGAUGUUCUCAUUCAAACUUGUGCCCUGGUAUGAGCAUUUUGUAUGCCUGGGCCAAAAAUGCUCCGACAGUUAUCCUUCCUUCAGGUGUCGGGUUCCGUGUCGGAGCUGACACUACAGUUAAAUACCUGGUUUUACAGAUGCACUAUGCUCAUCUUCUCCCAUCUGGAAUUAAAGAUUCAAGUGGAAUUAUUCUUCAUUUAACAAAAUCUCAACAAAAAUAUAUUGGUGGGAUUCAUAUUUUGUAUUCGAAACAGGCAGCAAUUCCACCCUACCGACCAAAAUUUCAUGUAGAUGUGAAUUGCAAGUUUCAAAGUAACCAAGUAAUACACCCAUUUGCUUUCCGAGUUCACGGACAUAGUCUAGGUUUGGUGAUCAGUGGAUAUAUCUAUGAUUCACAAGCACAAACUUGGACAUUGUUAGGGAAAGGAGAUCCUCAGCAGCCUCAGUCAUUUUAUCCAACCAGUCAUCUCUUAACUGUCAAACCCGGAGACAUUCUGGCAGCAAGAUGCACCUAUAAUUCAACUGGUGUUACUAAGAAUGUAUAUAUAGGGCCUAAUUCAAGUGACGAAAUGUGCAACUUCUACAUCAUGUACUACACCAGAAUUAAAAAUGGACAAUCAUACGGUAAAUGUGUUGAUGUAGAAAUACCUGAACUUAACCAGAACCUACCUGAAGGAAACGACAUUCAGCUUCACACCGGUCUUUCCAUGGAACAAAAUAUCCCAAGAUCUGAUCCUGAAACUUUCGUCCCAUCUAUAAGUUCAUCAGACUAUUUUCAUGUUGAUAAAAAAGACCAAGUGGUUGGUCCAAGCGACCAUAGCACUCCUACAGGGGAGACUGUUAUCAGAUACGAAGUCAAUAACAACUGGCCAGCAACUAAAUUUAAGUUUGGUCAAAUCUCGGCCGUUGCUGUUGAUAACAAAGGAAGAGUUGUGGUCUUUCACAGAGGUUCUCAUAUUUGGAAUUCAUUGACUUUUGAUUUCACAAAUCAUUACCAAUUGAUAGACAGAGGUCCUAUUGAGGAAGAAGCUGUGGUGGUGUUAAAUGAAGAAACAGGCAAAAUAGAGCAUGUGUGGGGAAGCAACCUGUUCUACAUGCCACAUGGGUUAACAGUUGAUGCAAAUGGGUCAUUUUGGCUGACUGAUGUUGCCUUACAUCAGGUUUUAAAGUUCUCAUCUAAUGGAUUAAUUCAACCUAUGCUUGUAUUAGGAGAGAAGUUUAUUCCUGGAAGUGAUAAUACUCACUUCUGCAAACCAACUAGUGCUGUGGUCAGUGUUGACGGGGAUAUUUUUGUUGCUGAUGGUUACUGCAACAGUCGAAUUGUAAGAUUUACUUCAAAAGGAAAAUAUAUCAACCAAUGGGGAAGGCAUACACCUCUAGGAUCUUCUGACUUUCCUAGUUCGGCGUUCAACAUCCCCCACAAAUUGACACUUAUUCACGAUAAGGGAAUGGUGUGCGUUGCAGACAGAGAAAAUGGGAGAAUCCAGUGCUUUUCUAUUCCUGAUGGAAAGUUUAUUUUUCAACUAUCCAGGCCAGAGUUUGGAGGUCGACUGUUCUCUGUCAGUUACUCCAGUGAAAAGGGUGGUUUACUGUAUGCAGUGUGUGGCCCAGCUUUCUAUGGCCAUCACAGAGUACUUUCAUUUGUCUUCAACUUUACAAGUUUAAAGUUGCUUAGUACCUUUGCACCACCAGAAGGAACAUUUUCACAACCUCAUGACAUUGCUGUGACACCUGAUUCACAGAGUGUAUAUGUAGGUGAGAUAGGCCCAAACAAUGUGUGGAUGUUUAGCAGAGGUAAACAUAAGUCAGUUCAGAAGGCUCUACCAGAAGCUCAGCCAACAACCAGUCCAUCAUGGGAUGAUGAUGCAGCUAGAUUUAAACCUCUCACUGUUUCUUUAAUGGUUAUUGCAGUUUUGGCUGUUCCUGUCCUUAUUCUUCUGACUAUUACUAUUAUUGUAAAGCUUAGAAAACGAGGUAAAUUGAAGAAUUUUUCCUAUAACCACUUGAAGCAUUGGUGUGGAGGCUACAAAACACCUCAUUCAAAAGACAAAUUCAACAUAGGCAGUCUACUUAAUCCACAUCAGGGUUUUGAUCGAGUAGCACUUGAAGAAAGUGACUUAGAAGGUGAAGAAGGCACCGACUCAGAGGUGGAAGAAUUUGAUGCAGCUGUCAGAAGAGCUUGAAAUUAUUAUUCAAAUUCAAAAAUAAGAUGUUUUCCCUAGUUUUAGUAAGAUAAUUUAUUUCAAAUGAUAAUAUUUUGAUAAUGUUUUAUUUUA